AUGUCAAAACCGCAUGAAGAUGAUGAUAUCGCUAUCAUUGGCAUGUCAUGCCGAUUUGCUGGCGCCGAUUCUCCCUCGAAAUUAUGGGACAUCUUGGCCUCAUCUCAAGACGUUGGAUCGGACAUCACUCGCUUCAACGUAGAUGGUUAUUACAAACCUGAUGGCGGCCGUAAGAAAGGAUUGACAAACGUCCGCCGGGCAUAUUUGAUGGAGGCUCCUAUUGAUAGGUUCGACAAUACUUUCUUCAAUAUUGCUCCUCUAGAGGCCGAAGCAAUGGAUCCCCAGCAACGGAUAUUGUUGGAGGUCUCCUAUGAGGCUGUUGAAAAUGCCGGCGUGCCUCUCCAUCAGUUUCAAGGAAGUGAUACAGCGGUGUACGUAGCGACAAUUGUGAAUGACUACCAAGCCAGUCUUUUGAGAGAUAUCGACCAGACCCCGACAUACCACGCCACUGGUACGUCUAACGCCAUCUUGUCCAAUCGGAUCAGCUACGCCUUUGACUUGCACGGCGCCAGUGUCUCAAUUGACACAGCCUGCUCGGGAACAAUGGUUGGUUUGCACUUGGCGGUGAAUGCAUUAAAGAAAGGGGAGUCUCAAAUGGCGUUAGUCUGUGGUGCCAACGUAAUAUUGAGUCCGGACAUGUUCGUGCACAUGUCAGAACUGGGCUUUCUCAGUCCGUCAGGCAGAUGCCGUUCCUUUGAUGCAUCAGGCGAUGGCUACGCUCGUGGUGAUGGCGUUGCUGCCAUAUUGUUGAAACCCCUGUCUCAGGCGUUGAGGGAUGGCGACACUGUGCGUGCCGUCGUCAAGGGAACCAGGCUCAAUCAAGACGGGCGAACCCAGGGGCUUACGAUGCCUUCUGGAGAUGCUCAAAGACGAAAUCUUGAGGCGCUAUACAGCCAGCCAGGGCUGUCGCCAGCGGACAUUCAAUAUGUUGAAGCACAUGGUACCGGCACCGCAGUGGGCGAUCCAAUAGAAAUGGGUGCGAUUGACGCUGUCUUUGGGGACUCGCAUCGUACCAAUAAACUUGUGGUUGGAUCUAUUAAGAGCAAUAUCGGCCACCUGGAGUCAACGGCCGCACUGGCCGGUAUCAUCAAGACAGUAGAGGCUCUGGAGCGAGGUCAAAUCCCUCCGCAAAUGCACUUCGAGAAGCCUAACCCAAAAAUCGACUGGAACCGAGUUCAGGUCCCUACCACCAUCAUGAACUGGCCUCCAACGAGAAAUGGAGUUCGCCGCGCGGGCGUCAACUCGUUUGGUUUUGGCGGCACGAAUGGCCAUGCUGUUUUGGAAUUUCAUCCUGUUCCAGAUUCGCCUCAAGGCGUUAUUGACGAGUCUCCAUUCCUCUUCAAAGUUUCUGCUGCAAGUGAAUCAUCGCUGGUCGAACUGGCAAACGCAUAUGCAGACUAUGUCGAACGGGUGAGGCCUGGUUUGGUGGAUUUAUCACACACUCUUUUGGCUCGCCGUUCAACACUUAAAAAGUCUGCAUAUCUAAUAGCUUCAUCACAUGAGGAGUUAGUCACUGCUUUGAAAGAGCAGAAAUGGAAGACACUUACGUUGAGUAAUAAACCAAUCCACAAGAUUGCAUUCGUUUUUACUGGGCAAGGGGCACAAUGGCCGCAAAUGGGAAAGCAACUACUAAAUAUAUCUCCUUUAUUCCGUUCGACUAUAUCUGCUUGUGAUGAAGCAUUGUCCGCGCUCCCUGACGGUCCAGCUUGGUCGAUAGCAGAGGAACUAAAGCGACCAAAAGAGACGUCUCGUCUGUCCAAGGCUAGCUUUUCACAACCAAUUUGUACAGCUCUUCAAAUCGGACUUGUAGAGCUAUGGAAGUCAUGGGGGAUAACACCCCACGAUGUAGUUGGGCACUCUUCCGGGGAAAUUGGUGCAGCAUACAGCGCCGGAUUUCUCUCCCUUCGAGAUGCAAUUGUCAUAGCAUAUUACCGCGGUCUGUAUUUAGGGGAGAAUGCACCUGUAAGGAUUUCGAAACAACGGAAAGGCGCCAUGUGCGCAGUUGGGUUGGGAGAAGCAGGAUGUGCCGAGAUCUUGCAGAAGUACGCCGGCCGUAUCGGUCUUGCUGCGGUCAACUCCCCAAGCAGUUGUACGCUGUCAGGUGAUGCUGAUGCAAUCGAAGAGGUGGUAAGUUUCUGCGCUGAAAAGGGCACAUUUUGUCGCGCUCUUCGCGUUGAUAUGGCCUAUCAUUCGGACCAUAUGUUACCACUGGCACCCUCCUAUGAAAAUGCUAUGUGCGCAUCCGGCAUCAGAGAAUCAAACAUGUCUCACAGCACGGGUGAGAUGUUCUCCUCUGUGUUUGGGCGCCGCCUGUCCGCAAGCGACAUCACACCAGGCUAUUGGAAGGAGAACAUGGUGUCCACAGUCCGCUUCAUGGAUGCCGUGUCGGAACUUGCUCUCAAUUCAAAUCCUGAUGUUUUCAUCGAAAUAGGCCCUCAUCCUGCCUUGACAGGCCCAGUCCGUGAUAUCUUGGCUAGUAUUCGUGUUUCAGACACGGUACACCUCUCCUCUUGUACAAGAGGAAAACCAGAUCUUGUGGCGAUGCUUGAGAACGUGGGUGAAAUGAUAUCAAUUGGCAUUCCUGUGAAUUGGCCGGCUGUGAACGCAUAUUUUUCAAGUAAUUCUCAGACUGGAAGAGUGCUCACAGAUGUCCCGACUUACCAAUGGGACCAUUCCAGCGUAAACUGGGGUGAAUCCCGAGUCAGUCUCGCUAUACAAAAGCGUCAAUUUCCUCGCCAUGAACUGUUAGGCGCGAGAGCUCCGAAUGAUACACCACUGGCUCCUAUCUGGAGAAAUAUUUUGUCGACGAAAGACCUUCACUGGCUAGAUGAUUGCCACGAAGGGACACCCAGAGCCCUUCCAGCCGCCAUUUUUACAUUGAUGGCUGUGGAGGCUGGGCGUCAGCUGAGCCUUUGCGAGAAAUUAGAUGUGAAUUUUAUGUCUUUGAAGGAUUUGAAAAUACUCAACCCGUUCACCAUGCCACAGAAUGCCGUUGAAACAUUAUUCAUGGCUCGCAAGUCUGAUGGGGCACUGAAUUGGCAAUUCGAAAUUCAGUCGGGCCCCAUAAAGUCGAACAUCGGAACUUGGGAGAGACACUGCGUCGGUGAAAUAACAUUCUCCAAUUAUUCUAUUCGCUCUCCGGAUAUUCAACGAUCUGAGGCUAAGGCACAUGACGAAGAGAUGUUUCGCUAUUUGAAAUCACUCGAAAUUGUACAAAUGCCGCCGGUCUCCGAUUUCAAGGUAUCUGCGGAUCUUGCCAACGGAAGAUUUAGUAGGAAAAUUGAAGGAUAUGAGAACUAUCCAGUACACCCUCUUCUUCUAGCAUCUCUGUUAGACUCCUCGGAAUUGCUCAUGCUGCAAAAAGGGCCGCCGGCAUUCUAUAGCAUCCAGUGCCUAGACCGCAUUGAUUUGCCAUUGGGAUCUUGUAGGAUCGAGGCUGGAUCAUUUGGAACACUCCUCUCCCAUCAUAGCCCUGUCAGUGGCAGGGCACGUCUCGACAUCGCGGGUCAGGAUGAAUUCCUCACGAUCGACGGAAUUCAUCUGCACAUUGACGGCCUGGUACAGAAGGGAUUGCCACUAGCUUCAACAUUCUUCACAUCGCGCACUGUGCCUGACAUUACAUAUAUAUCGAGAUCUACUGACAUGUCUAUCAGUUAUAUCCUUCAACUGGUCACUCAUCAAUGGCCCAUGAGCGAUAUUGGUCUUGUCGGAUUAUCGCACCCUGACAUACUUGCAAUAACCUCAUCAUUGAAAGGAACCAAAGCUCAGGAACGCUCGCAAUUUCGAACUUUAGAUAUAGUGGAUAGCUCUGACCUGAUGGACCUUGAAUCAAAUCGUAUUCGAAUCUUGGAUGAACUGGACCUAUCCCGAAAGUACCACCUCUUAGUCGGCGCCGCAAAGUCUCUGAUCUCAGAUGUGAAUCAUUUGCUUCCACAUGGGAUUGUAUGCGUGCAGUUGAAAGAUCCCGGUGACCAAGAACAAUUUGACAAACACUUUACCGAAAUAUGCAGAAUUAACGGCCUCUCUGACAAUAAUUGGGUAUUGGCAAAAGCUCAUGCUCCCCAGAAUGGCACUAUCGUGCCACGCAAGGUACAGAUUUUUGCACCCACUAAUCGACAAGUGGAGCCAUUUAAGGAGUACGUGGAUUUCGAAAUGAUUCCCCUUGACGAUCCAUUCGCGUUGGACCAAUGGAGAAAUUCCAUGUCUGGUAGAGCAUCUGAAGAAAAAGUUGAUAUCAUCAUAUAUGACGUCGGAAAGAGAUCGAUUUUGACAACCUGGCACGGAUCCGAUUUCCUGCCGUGGAUUAAAGCUCUCUUGGGAUGUGCCAACAGUGUCCUCUGGGUCGGAGAGCAAAUUGAAGCCAAUCCCUAUCAGAGUGUCGCAUCGAGCUUUGUUAAGACGGUCAAGGCCGAGCAGCCUUCGAUUAUGAUAUCUAGUCUCCUGUUUCAAGGCCCUCAGGAACCGCAGUUUGUGGCUCGCACGACAUAUGAUGUGUUGAACGACAUGAUUCACGGAAAACGUGAUGUUGAACUGAUAGUGAAAGUCGGGCUCAUUCACAGUGUACGAUACUUCCCGGACGACGCUCUCUCGGCCACCGUUGGUAUAAUUCCCCCAGUGGUCAGUGAUGUGUCAAAUGCGGAUGAAUAUCAUCUCUCCGUGACUGGUAAGGAGAGCAUCGCGUUGGUUCACGAAAAGUCUGUUCGUCAUGGGCCCCCUGCUCAUGGAAAAGUGCGAGUUGAAAUCGAAAGUUCGAUCAUUGACGAUACCGAUAUUGUAGCCUUCAGUGGUGGAGGACUCAGUAGCACCCAGUGGAAUGGCUUGGGACACUACUUCGCUGGCAGAGUAAUUGCCUGUCUUGAUGACAAUGCAGACCUUCGACUCGGGACGCGCGUUGUCGGAUUCUCUCCCGACGCGGACACGCAUCAACACAAGCUGGAUAUUGAUUCAAAAUAUGUUCAUGCUUUGCCCGGCUCCUUGUCAUACUCAGAAGCAGCGGUGCGUUUUGCGGUGUAUUUGACAGCGCGGGUGCUCGUCUCAGCCAUUGCCCGGCCCACGGCAGCCGACACCUUCCGUAUCGGGACUCCUGGACUUCUGGGCGCCGCACUCGAAGAAACCUGCCGAGUUCUGGACGUCACAACUUCUGACAGACUUGAUGCUGACUUUUAUGUCACGUUUGAUCCCAAACAGGGCUUAUUGCUUAAUGAUCGAGCAGUGAAGAUUAUCAAACACUGUGAACAAGACCACUUACGUGCAUUCGCCUACGAGAUGCUCACAAGGGGCUCGAUUUCCACGACCGCGCUGUCCGUUUUCCCCAUCCAGGAUUAUAAAAAGGCCUUUGCAUCAGCAAAGCUUCAACCAUUUGGCACCGUGCUCUCUCAUUCUGCAGCUCAGAGACUUCCAGAAGCACUUAUCUACCCGGCAUCGCGUGGCCAGCUCUUCCGCCACGACGGCGCUUAUGUCUUGAUUGGCGGCCUGGGUGGCCUGGGCCAGCAUAUAUCGCGAUGGAUGGUUCACAACGGGGCUAGACACAUCUAUGCAUUGAGUCGCAGCGCUGCUGUUUCCUCCGAGGCACAGCGUCUAAUAGCGGAAAUGCAGGAUGAGGGUGCGUCGAUUCAAGUGAUCCGAGCUGAUGCUACUAACUCUAUCGUACUCCAGUCGGCCCUUGAGGAAAUUCGCAAAUCCCUUCCAAUCAAAGGAUGUAUCAACUUAGCCAUGGUUCUGUCUGACUCGGCCAUCUCAACUAUGACUCCAGAGCAAUGGGACAGUGCCGUGCAGGUCAAGAUCAAAUCUACGUGGAAUUUACAUGUCGCCACAAUGCAGGAAGAUGACUUAGACUUCUUCAUUAUGUUUUCCUCGGUAGCUUCGAUAUUUGGCAACAGAACACAGUCUAAUUACGCCACUGGAAACGCAUUUUUAAACUCCAUGUCAAGUUAUCGUCAUUCUUUGAAUCUGCCAGCGACGACUAUUGCGCUAGGCCCUGUUGUCGGUAUCGGGGUGUUGGCCAACAAGGAAGAACUGCUACGAAGCUUCCAUGUCAGUGGAUUUGCUGCUUCUGAUGCAGAGGAACUUGACCAGAUUAUGACAGCCGUUGUCUUAGAGUCACUAUCGCUAGAACGGUCGGUCAUCACAGUAGGCUUUCAGAUGUUUGAAGCAAUAGACGGGGUGAUAAAAUCUGCGCCCGAGCAGACGCAGCUAUAUUGGACUGAAUACCCCGAGUUCAGUCCGUUGAUGGACCACAAGAUUGGCACUGGAAUUGCAAACCAAAAGUCCCUUCUUGAAAAACUUCAAGAGUCUAACAGUGAUACUAGUGCAGUAGCACACGAGAUGUUGCAAGAUGCAUUCUUUGCAUGCCUGCAAAAUCUAUUGGGAACGCAAGACGCUCGUUUUGACGCCAGCAUGCCUUUGUCUAAGUACGGGAUUGAUUCAUUGAAUGCGGUAGCCAUUCGCUACUGGUUUUUCAAGGAGAUUGGUAUUGACGUUCCGGUGUUUGACAUUCUGGGCAGUCAAAAUAUCGAGAAACUAAUAUCGCGUACUCUUCGAAAACUGUAUGACGUGGAAUCGGCUGAUAAAACAUCAAUCAAGAAAAUUACCGCGCCAGAACGACUCGAAAACCUGACGAUCCGGCCAUUGUCUCACUCUCAACGACGGCUGUGGUUUUUGCAUAAUUUCUUGCCUGAUCAAACAACGUACAACCUGCUACUUGUCUGCUAUAUCGCUGGUACAGUUGAGCCACACCUCUUUGCUCAAGCAUGGACAAUCCUCAUGUCUCGACACGAAGUUCUGAGAUCAAAGAUUGUCGAUACUCCUGAUGGUCUCCAACAGAUUCCCGUUGAAGGCGCCGAAUUUCCUCUCCGUGUGAUAGACACUACGGCAGAUGAAUUCCUCGCUGAGGUGGACAGGGUAUCUGACUUGGCAAGAAGCCAUGUUUUUAACUUGGAAGCAGGCGAAGUUAUUCGAGGAUGGCUUGUUCGUUCCCCAGCAGGGACUCGUUUCUUUUUGGCCUCUCACCACCUCGCCUGGGAUAGAGCGUCCAGUGAAACUGUAUACUCGGAGACUACGGCCAUUUACAAGAAUCUUCUGGCAGGAAAGUCGCCUCAAGAGAGUUUGCAGCCUGUACCAUAUCAGUUUAUCGACUAUACGGUCUGGCAAGAUAACUAUCUUCGGGACAAAGAAGUCGUAAACCCGUUGAUUGGUUACUGGAGAGAGAAGCUGAGAGAUAUUCCAGACUGUGUGUCUCUUCUUCCUAUGUCAUUGACGGACAAAAGACCAUCCACAAAGCUCAACCAAGUAGGCACUCUCGUCAGAGAACUUGAUUCUGAGUUAUCUGCUGCCAUUAAAACCUUCUGCAAGCACAAGGGGCUCACUCCCUUUAUGUUUAUGGCGUCAUCCAUUGCUGCUCUAGUUAAUCGGCUGACAGGAGACGAAGAUAUCGUUAUAAACAUUCCAGAUGGUGAUCGUGGCCAUUCAGCGUUUGACAAAUUAGUCGGGUUUACUGUCAAUACGUUACCAAUCCGAAGCAAGUUUCACAAUGCUAUGACAUACAGUAAGCUACUGGAUGAGUUCCGGGACUCCUGUUUGGGUGCAUAUGAGCAUCGAGCACUCCCAUUUGACUAUCUGAUUCAACAACUGGAAGUUCCACGACGCACAAGCCAUGCUGCUGUUUCCCAGAUAACGGUUAAUUAUCAAGCUCAGGGAUCGUUUCAAAAAGUUGACUAUGGUACAUUCCAAUUCGUCAAGUAUGACCAUUUCAACGCUAAAACCCAGUCGGAUUUCGUUUUGGAAGUCGAGGAACAGGAAGGCUCCGGAAUAUUGAAGUGCUCCUGGGAAUUUGAUACGGCCCUGUACAAUGAAAGCGGUAUCUCUGACCUAGCAGAAAUGUAUGCAGUCUUUAUCAACGACGUCAUUACUCGAGAUGGCGAUGUCAUGCUGGAAGACGUGCAGCUUAUAUCUUCGACUGAUCUGAAGCGACUUUCGUCCAUUCUCCAACCCUCAUACGAACUAGAGCCUUCCUUAGAGCAGUUGAACAACGACCUGUUCCCCGAACUAUUUACUAGCGCAGUGUCUCAGUCCCCAAAUGAUCCUGCUGUGUGUGAUGAUACUGGAAGUUAUACGUAUGUCGAGCUAAACGCGAGAACGAAUGCAAUUGCGAAUACCCUUCUUAGAAGUGGUGUUAGCCCUGGCGAUAGUAUUGCCAUUUGUUCCGAGCAGAACAAAGAUUUCCUAAUGGGCAUCUAUGGGAUCCUUAGGGCAGGAUGCAGUUACGUACCAAUUGAUCCAGACUUUCCGCUAGAACGAAUCAAGACUAUGCUUGAAGAUGCCAAUGUUCAAAGAGUUCUCGUGGAGAAAGUGAGCAGUGUUCAAGGACAACGCAUUUUGGCGUGCGGAAUGAAGCUCUCCGAUAUGUUCGAGAUCGACAGCAUUAUAAAUCUGGCUUCUGAUACUGACAAAACCUCUCCGAUCUUGAUUCGCCCUGUCAACAACUUAGACCCGUUCUGCUGUAUAUUCACCAGUGGAAGCACAGGACGUCCGAAAGGAAUAUUCCUAACACACGGUCAACUGCGUUACCAGAUGGAAGGCUAUAACAAAUACAUUGGACUUCAUAGGGAGAGCAAGAUUCUUCUGUCGUCCGCGAUAGUAUUUGACAUGUGUCUGCCGGCCGUUUAUGGGGCUAUUCAGUACGGAGCAACAGUUUGUGUUGCCUCGAGAGAGGCGCGUUAUUCACCGGCAAAGAUGGUCGACUUUGUCGUCGGUCACCACAUUUCGAGUUGUAUCUUCACUUCUACUCAGGCUCAAAUGUUGCUCAAUGCCCCCAACAAGGAGAAAUUGGUUGGAUGGAAGGAGGCGGAUUCCAUCGUGGUAGGAGGUGAAAUGACUCCUGCAUGGUUUUUGCGCGAGUUUUACAAGAUCCUACCUCAUGCCACGUUGUACAAUGCAUAUGCUCCGUCAGAGACAACUGUAGUGAACACUUUACGACGCAUCACAUUGGCCGAUUCGCAACGAGCAGGAAUGCCCCUGGAGGGACCUUUCUUUCCAGCACGUUUCCACAUUUUGGACAAAAAAAUGCGUCCAGUGCCGUUUGGAGUACCAGGAGAACUGUAUAUCGCCGGUCCAAAUGUUUCCAAGGCCUAUGUGAACCGACCGGAUGUCACCGCUGCAGCAUUUUUCAAAGACACUUGGGCACCGACGGUAGAAUUGGAAAUGGGAUACGGCAGCUUAUAUCGCACUGGUGACCUGUUCCGCGCCAAUCGGGAUGGUACCGUGGAUAUUCUCGGCCGCAUCAGCAGCGAUCGUCAAGUUAAAAUCCGAGGCAUGCGAACGGAGUUGGGUGAAAUCGAAAAUGUCAUAUGGGAUGCUUAUGAAGCUGCAAAGGAUGAACACAAUUUGAAAUUAUCCUUGGUUGCUGUCGUCUAUCAUCGAAAACCUGACAGUCAGGACGGUACAAUGGCAGCUUACAUCAGUCUGGCAGAAGAUUCUUUAGAGGUAUCUGCAGAAGAAAAAGGCCAGUUUCGGGCGUAUUUAAGUAUAUCUCUGAAAGCCUCUCUGCCGCCUCAUAUGCUUCCCGCCGUGUUUAUCUUCGUUGACGAUCUUCCACGUACUGUCAGUGGGAAAGUCGAUUAUAAAGUCAUCGCAUUGUGGCCAGCACCCACAGUUACUAGCUCAGCGGUCACGUCGAAUAAUAGCAGUGUUGAACUCACUGAAGUGCAGACUAUGAUUGCAUCAGUGUGGAAAGAUAUUCUAUCGAUUGACAGUAACCUCGGUCCUAAUGAUGAAUUCUUCGCCUUAGGGGGACAUUCCCUGAUGCUCGUCACUCUCCAGCAGAGGCUCGCUGCGGUCAGCGGCGUUACUAUCAAGUUACAGGACAUGUUUGCCUACCCAUCCAUUGCUGGGUUUGAAAGACUAAUUUUGAACGAUACCGAAGCUACACGCGAAGACUUGGUCUCAGAUCAGGUGAUUGACUGGGCCAAGGAAGCCUCUCUACCCAUGGGCACCACAUGGUCAAUCAAGGACUAUGUUUUCCGACCACCGUCGUCUGUGGUUGUAACCGGUGCCUCUUCCAUGAUAGGAGCACAUUUUGUACAACAUAUCCUUGCUACGACACAAUGUCAGGUUUACUGCAUUGCAGUUGAUGUGCCAGGAGACGAGGAUCCGGUUUCGCAAGUUAUAGCGACACUUUCUCGAUGGAAUCUGUUUUCAAAACUACCACAAGAUGCCAUGCAAAGACUGAAAGCUUACAAAGGAUCUCUCUCCCACGGCAGUCUGGGGUUAAAUGAGUCUCAAUUGGAAUUUUUAGAUCGCAAUACAGACGCAAUUUACCAUUUCGACUCGGAUGUCUCCAUGAUGAAAAACUAUAGGGAUAUUCGCGCAGGCAAUGUUGGGGCAAUGCAGUUUCUCAUUAAAUUUGCUUCCAGUCCGACAUCUGGUAGAGUGAAGCACCUCCAUUAUCUUUCCACUUGGGGAGUCCCGCAUCUACAAACCUGGGCGACGACUCAAUUGGAAAACCAGGAAUAUCUAAAGGGAGAGGAGGAAUUGACGAACAUGACACCGGGCCAGGAGAGCAGCUUGGGUUAUCUCAAAUGCCGCUGGGUUUCCGAGGCCAUGCUCUACAAAGCUGCAGGGCGGGGACUUCCAGUGAAUAUUUACCGGUCUUGCAUGGCAGGAACAAACGCGGAUUCACAACAGGGUUUGGAUCGCACUGAUAUUAAUCGACGCAUCAUUGAGUCCGCAUUGCAAACCGGGCUCGUCCCUGACUUCCGCAGCGAAAAGGGCGGUGGUAUGAGCUGGAUUGAGCUUGAUUUCCUCGUGAAGAGCAUCGACUUUUUGUCUCGUCGCGCUCCUCUUCCCGGCCAGGACUGUGCUCAUCAACGUGCUCGUAUAUACAAUGUGGUAUCGGAUCAGCACUUCCUCUACAGCCAGUUAGUUGACCUCCUGGGCUUUGCCCGCGACGGAACCAAACUGCGCUCGGUAGAGCCAAGCAAGUACUUGCAGGCCCUGCGGGCGACCGGCCACCCGGAGAUGAUGAUUCACGCAGAAGUGAUCCAGUCGUGGUACGAGGUGGGCUGGACUCCAUUCCAGCUGCAGGCCGACGAUACUUUACGGUUGUUGAAAACCGAAGCCAACCUGCAGCCACCACACGUGGACCGCGAGUUUAUUAUGAAGCGAGUCGUUGGAGAGGCUGGCUUUUGA
Messenger RNA from Talaromyces atroroseus, 11184 nucleotides. RefSeq lists its product as hypothetical. The record is from RefSeq and is a predicted model, not a curated record. Bases 1 to 11184 code for a protein of 3727 amino acids. Gene Ontology annotation, molecular function: fatty acid synthase activity; phosphopantetheine binding. Gene Ontology annotation, biological process: fatty acid biosynthetic process; secondary metabolite biosynthetic process. Lineage: Eukaryota; Fungi; Ascomycota; Eurotiomycetes; Eurotiales; Trichocomaceae. The transcript has 8 exons.